AUGGAGACCUCCACUACCUACUCCACAUUUGCUUCAGUUCGUAUCACCUGUGAACCAGCGAAAAAGAAACAAAUUAUUUGCAAGAUAACCAUGUCAAUGUAUGUAGCUGUGAAGGAUAUUGGUCCUCUUGAUAGGGAAAAAGCAAUCAGGGUAAAAUGUGUGCGAUGUUACGAAAUCUAUGAAAAAGGCUCUACAGAGAUUAAGAGUCAAGAACUUUUGUUUUGUGAUGCAGAGGGCUCUUUCAUCCAUUUGAACCUCCAAAGUAAUGAUGUCAAAAAAUACAACAAUGUUUUCCAAGAAGGGAAGCUACUAAACUCUAAGACUCAGGUAAAGGCCAUAAAAUCCAAAGGUUUCCCUACUAAGAUGUUCCAGCUUAAAAGUUUUGACUCUUUGAAAGACCCUACUCAAGUGAAUGACAAGGUGCUGUUUGAUUUAAUAGGCAGAGUUGUAGAGAUCCAUGCUCCUGUAGACAAAAUAAUAGGGGGUAGACCAGCCAAACUCCUAGACUUCAAAAUGGCUGAUAAUGAGGGUAAUUUCUUGCAAUGCACUGUGUGGGACAGUCAUGUUGGUGCCAUGCUACCAUACUAUGAUUCAGGUCUUAAAGAACCAUUAAUUCUGGUUCUUCAGCUAUGUCGGGCAAAGGUGGUCAAUGGUGAAGUCAGAAUAACUAGCUGCUAUGAUGCUACCCAACUCCAUUUCAAUGCAUCUUUCCAAGAAUUUGCUGAUUUUAGGUCUCAGUUAAAUGCUGCAACCAGUCCUUUGCGAAGUAUCAGUACUGCGACAGUGCUGUCCCAAUCCACAUGCAUUGAUGAUUUUACAAGUGGUGCCUUGACUGUAACUACAGUAACAGAGCUAUUGAAAAAGACAAAGGUUCUUUUGGAUGGAUGUACAUAUCUUGCAUGUCCCCGGGAUGUAACAGGAAACUUUUUAAUGAUGGGACUGAUCUUGAAUGUACAAGUUGUGAUAAGAAAUACAAACAGGGUAUGGCCAGGUAUCGUGUAA
Messenger RNA from Ipomoea nil (Japanese morning glory), 1002 nucleotides. RefSeq lists its product as uncharacterized. NCBI's taxonomy places the organism in Eukaryota, Viridiplantae, Streptophyta, Magnoliopsida, Solanales, Convolvulaceae. The transcript has 8 exons. The record is from RefSeq and is a predicted model, not a curated record. The coding region runs from base 1 to 1002 and encodes 333 amino acids.